Messenger RNA from Lathyrus oleraceus (garden pea), 1209 nucleotides. Its product is annotated as 8-amino-7-oxononanoate synthase. Gene Ontology annotation, molecular function: pyridoxal phosphate binding. The transcript has a single exon. The coding region runs from base 49 to 1209 and encodes 386 amino acids. The record is from RefSeq and is a predicted model, not a curated record. Gene Ontology annotation, biological process: biotin biosynthetic process. Lineage: Eukaryota; Viridiplantae; Streptophyta; Magnoliopsida; Fabales; Fabaceae.
CAUCCGACUAUAGGAAAGGCUGCUUCGAAGGCAGCUUUAGAACAUGGGAUGGGACCAAGGGGUUCCGCUCUUAUUUGUGGGUAUACCAAUUAUCAUAGGCAGCUAGAGUCGAGUUUGGCUAAUUUGAAAAAGAAGGAGGACUGCCUUCUUUGUCCCACUGGGUUUGCUGCCAAUAUGGCCUUGAUGACAGCAAUAGGAAGUAUUGGUUCUCUCUUAGCUGGGAAUAGCAUACUUUCAGAAGAUGAAAAGAUUGCCAUAUUUUCUGAUGCAUUAAACCAUGCAUCAAUAAUUGAUGGUAUUCGUCUUGCGGGUCGGCAAAAAGGUGCAAAAGUGUACAUAUAUAGACAUUGUGAUAUGUCCCACCUCAAUAUGCUCCUAUCUCAUUGCAGUAUGAAGAGGAAAAUUAUGGUAACUGACAGCUUGUUUAGCAUGGAUGGAGACUUUGCACCAAUGGUUGAGUUUGCAAAACUUCGCAAGAAGUAUGGCUUUUUACUAGUCAUCGAUGAUGCUCACGGAACAUUUGUUUGUGGUAAAAAUGGCGGUGGUAUUGCUGAGGAGUUCAACUGUGAGAAGGAUAUGGACAUAUGCAUUGGUACCCUAAGUAAAGCCGCCGGCUGCCAUGGAGGAUUUAUAGCAUGCAGCAAAACAUGGAAGUUAUUAAUACAGUCAAGAGGUCGUUCAUUUAUAUUUUCAACUUCUACGCCGGUUCCAGUUGCUGCUGCUGCUCAUGCUGCUGUUAGAGUUGCAAUAUCAGAGACAUGGCGAAGAAAGGCUAUUUGGAAUCGGGUGAAAGAUUUUCAUUUGCUUACGGGAAUCCCUGUUACAAGUCACAUUAUUUCCCUAAUAGUUGGCAGUGAAGACAAAGCACUGCAAGCAAGCCGACAUUUACUACAAGCUGGCUUCCACGUGAAUGCGAUCAGACCACCAACAGUGCCUCCUAACUCAUGCAGGCUGCGAGUGUCCCUAAGUGCAGUCCAUACAAGGGAACAUUUGGAAAACUUAGCAGCUGCAUUCUCCAGUUGCAUCAAUUUCCAAGACACCCGCAUUUAUGACUGCAAUGGCUAUGCAAGACCAACCAAAACCACCGUCGCCAACGGCAAGUGUUAUCAUGCAAUCGUCAACAUUCAUCAAGCGGCAUUCCAUGCCCAAGUGAAACAAUUGGAGUGGACCUGCAGAACAUAUGAUACACACUACAUCAGAAAAACAUGA